This is a messenger RNA of Penicillium psychrosexuale, 573 nucleotides long. RefSeq lists its product as uncharacterized. The record is from RefSeq and is a predicted model, not a curated record. Lineage: Eukaryota; Fungi; Ascomycota; Eurotiomycetes; Eurotiales; Aspergillaceae. The transcript has a single exon. The coding region runs from base 1 to 573 and encodes 190 amino acids.
AUGACCGCAUUAAUGACUGCUCGAAUCUCCCCGGCAGCCGAAUCGAACAUACUGUCGAAUGACUGGAGUUUGAGAGGAAAUGCCUCUGCAACCCCGACCGCUACUGGGCUAUCAUUCGAAGAUGCGCAAGCAGCUGAGGUCCUCUCGAGUAUUACAAGAACUUCACGCAUUCAUCAGAGCCGCCAGAAAUUGGUUUCGCCCUACAGGUCACCACCAGCAGAAUCAUUGGAUCCAACACCAGCAAAUUGGGCAACUCCUCCUUCUCCCCCGCCAAAUGAUGCAUCUCAGGAGGUGGUACCUUCCUCCCGUAUGACCGGCGAUGAUGAAACACGUUUGCAACGUUCUCCGACCCUUGCACAAUGGGUGCAGGAUAUAGGCAACCCGCUGUCUUUUUGGCAAUCAGAACUAGAUCCGCAAGAUUGGGGUCCUUCAUUCGUGUCGGAAAUUCAAAACUUGUCAAACCCGCUUCCAUUACCUGAUGAUAUUCCCCCAGUCCACCUAGUGGAUUGGGGCCAGUAUAUGGUGGACUGGAGCAAUUAUGGAGUUCCCCAGGAAACCCUCCUCCCCCGCUAG